Messenger RNA from Phytophthora infestans T30-4, 315 nucleotides. RefSeq lists its product as uncharacterized. The transcript is spliced from 3 exons. Bases 1 to 315 code for a protein of 104 amino acids. NCBI's taxonomy places the organism in Eukaryota, Oomycota, Peronosporomycetes, Peronosporales, Peronosporaceae. The record is from RefSeq and is a predicted model, not a curated record.
AUGGAGCUGGUCGGAGAGCCGCUCACGGCGGAAAACGUAGAGAUCGCUCUGAAUAUGCUGUUCGGUGACAUGUCGAAGAAAGCGAUUGUCGGUCAGAACGAGUUCAAGAUGCCGGCGACCGAUAAAGCGACUAGAAAAACGAAAAACGGAUAUUGGCUUUUUAUUUUUGGACAGGUGGACCCAACGCUCGAUUGGGCUGCACUCAUGGAGGUUGACUCCUUGGAGUGGACCGUUGAGUUCGACUCGUUUGAGCUUCCCUACUUAAAAAUCCUACCCAUGGGACAAAACCUUAAAAAGGUGAAAAACCAAUUCUAG